Gloeophyllum trabeum ATCC 11539 is the source of this 804-nucleotide messenger RNA. RefSeq lists its product as uncharacterized. NCBI's taxonomy places the organism in Eukaryota, Fungi, Basidiomycota, Agaricomycetes, Gloeophyllales, Gloeophyllaceae. The coding region runs from base 1 to 804 and encodes 267 amino acids. The transcript has 2 exons. The record is from RefSeq and is a predicted model, not a curated record.
AUGUCGUCUCAUACAGUGGGCUCCUCGCCGGGCAAACAUUCUCUUACAGGCUCGCGUCAGCACUCUGCCGCUGUACCUGACGCCAAAACAAAGCGUAAAAACCACGUCUACGACAUGAGCGGAAAAUUUGCUGGGCCUAUGCCGGCCGACACCUUCCUGAAGACAUUUUUACCACUUCCUCGAUCGACCCUCAAAACCCGAAAAGCUGCAACGCGUGAAUGCUCUGAGAAGAUCCUCCCGCCUGAGUACAAAUGGGUUAACACUGCAACCACCAUGGAUGAAAAAGAAGGGGGGAAGAGGAGAUCUCAGCUGGUGGACAUGGGCCUAUAUCAUUCUGACCACGUCCCGUAUUCUGAGCAGAAUGGCUCUCCGCCCAAACCGCGAUGGGAUCGUGUGAUGCUCUGCGCCGAGUUCAAGUCGCACGCUAACACCAACACAAUGGAUCCUUUUGAGGACGAUCCAACGAAGUGGUCUGAAGCAGUAUCGCAGCCGCGCCAGGACAUGCGGGGUCAGAUCGUAGGCUAUGCCGCCCAGAUGCUGGCUCAGCAGCACCGCACACAUGUCUUUACUCUCAUUGUCCUUGGCGCAUGGGCACGGUUCAUUCGAUGGGAUCAUUCCGGGGCAGUAUUUUUGGAGAGAAUCCGUUACGCACAGUGUUCCCAGCAAAUCUCCGAGUUCCUCUGGAGGUUUGUGAAGUCCAGUCGUCAGCAGCAAGGAUACGACGAAACCAUCAAGGAGAUUGUGAAGGACUCCACCGAGUACAAUCUUCUGCUUGCUGCUCGGGACGCCAAUGAGGAGCAGUAA